This is a messenger RNA of Striga hermonthica, 381 nucleotides long. The record is from the annotation of a GenBank genome assembly. Lineage: Eukaryota; Viridiplantae; Streptophyta; Magnoliopsida; Lamiales; Orobanchaceae.
AUGGCUGGAAAAGGUGGAAAGGGGCUUGUGGCAGGGAAGACAAUGGCAGUUGCAGCAGCAAACAAGGACAAGGGCAAGAAACAGCCAAUGUCUCGUUCUGCUCGAGCUGGUCUUCAGUCAAGAAGCAACGCGCACGGACGAGUUGGAGCCACUGCAGCUGUUUACUCCGCGGCCAUUCUUGAAUACCUUACGGCCGAGGUGCUUGAGCUGGCUGGAAAUGCCAGCAAGGAUUUGAAAGUGAAGAGGAUAACACCUAGGCACUUACAGUUGGCAAUCCGUGGAGAUGAGGAGCUCGACACACUCAUCAAAGGAACCAUUGCCGGUGGUGGGGUCAUUCCUCAUAUUCACAAGUCACUCAUCAACAAAACAACCAAGGAGUGA